This is a messenger RNA of Thalassophryne amazonica, 2268 nucleotides long. Its product is annotated as toll-like receptor 5. Lineage: Eukaryota; Metazoa; Chordata; Actinopteri; Batrachoidiformes; Batrachoididae. The transcript has 2 exons. The record is from RefSeq and is a predicted model, not a curated record. Gene Ontology annotation, molecular function: protein binding. The coding region runs from base 293 to 2236 and encodes 647 amino acids.
UACCCAUUUAGAACUUCCCUUGUUUCACGUUAAGGUAAUCACUCAAACCCAGAGCCGCACUAACGACGGGCUACAAACGCACACGUGUACUUCCCCCCUUUCUUGCAAAUGUGGAGUUUUCAUAAAUGGGAAGUUCCACUCAGCGUCAUAUGUACACUGCAGGGUCAGUGCUCAACAUAUGUGACGCAAGUGCUUACAGAUAAAAACGGUGCCAACACAAAUCUCCGCUCAGAUUCACACUGCACAGGCUGGACGGUUGUCCGUUGGACUUACUGUGGAAGACGGCGCAAGGAUGUGGAUCCUGAUUCUUCAGGCGGUUGUCAUUUGUGUUUUCCUGCAGGUGCCGGGGUGCUUUCCAUCAUGUCUUAUAUUUGGCCCUGUAGCCAACUGUGGUAUGCAGAACCUCAGAUGGGUUCCCUCACUGCCGCCCAGGAUCACCCACCUGUAUCUGGAGAUGAACCGCAUCAGUGAGGUCAAUGCUUCGUCCCUGUCAGGCCUUGAAGAGCUGCAGGUGUUGGACAUUGGAAAGCAACACGUACCACUUGUGAUCAGAAACAACGCCUUCAGCAGACAGCAACGUUUGACGAAGCUGGUGCUCGGAUUUAACAUCGGUCUUCGGCUGGAGCCGCAGGCAUUUCUGGGGCUGUCGAAUUUACAGGAGCUUCAUCUGAAUUACUGCUCGCUACGGGAGUCCAUAUUAAAAGACAACUAUCUGGAGCCACUGGCCUCCUUGGAGACUCUUGACCUGUUUGGUAAUCACAUAAAGAGGGUCCAGCCUUCAGUGUUCUUUGCAAAUCUGACAAAGUUAAAGGAUGUGAACUUGAAGCUGAACAAGAUUGAUAUGAUAUGUGAACCAGAUCUUCUUGGUUUCUGUGGGAAACACUUCCAAAUGCUGAAUCUGAACUCCAUCCAACUUACAGACAUGUCAAGUCGAAGUUUUGACUGGAAGGAAUGUGGGAAUCCUUUUAGGGGGAUGUCCUUUCAGACACUAGACUUGUCCUACAAUAUGUUCAGCACAGGCAAAUCGAAGCAGUUCUUCAGAGCCAUAGAGGGUACUAAGAUUUCCCAUCUCAAACUGUCAGGACCCAUGGGGAAAGGAUUUUCGCACAACAAUCUUCCUGAUCCAGACAACGGUACAUUUGAAGGCCUGAGGAACAGCGAAGUCCGCAUUUUGGAUCUGUCAAAAAACAGAAUAUUUGCACUGCAUCCAAGGGUUUUUCAUCCACUCAAAGAGGUUGCGGUCAUUGAUGUCUCCAAAAAUAACAUCAACCAGAUCCUCAGAAAUGCUUUUGAAGGUCUUCAGGGUCAUUUAAAAUCACUGAACCUAUCAUACAACCUGCUCGGUGAGAUCUACAGUUACACUUUUCAAUCUCUGACGAAUUUGGAAAUAUUAGAUUUGUCUUACAAUCACAUUGGGGUGCUGGGAUAUGGCUCAUUUACCGGCCUUCCCAAAUUAAAAGCCUUAUCUCUAACAGGAAACUCCCUCAGAGAGCUAGGCUUUCCCGCGUCUUUGCCCAGUUUGGGUUAUCUCUUCUUGAACGAUAAUAAAUUGACACCUUUGUCCGUGAACAGCCUCAAACGUUUUGCCAGUAAUGUAAGCUAUCUGAAUGUCAACGACAACAGAUUCACCAAUCUGGGGAAUGUUUACAUCUAUUUAUCUCAGUUCAAACACCUUCAGUAUCUGGCUUAUGGGGGAAACACCAUUAGGACCUGCAGCAUCACGAUAAACCAUUCUCCACUCAGGAGUUUCCAAACCCUGGAUCUUCACAGCAGCUCCAUGCAGGCUGUUUGGACUCAGGGCAGAUGCCUUAAUCUCUUUGACAAUCUCGGCAGUCUGCUGAGACUCAAUCUGAGCUUCAAUGCGCUGAGAUCUCUACCUGAGGGCAUUUUCAAGGGUCUCACCUCAGUCGUGGAGAUUGACCUCUCAUCCAACGCUAUCACAUAUCUGCAAGCAGACGUCUUCCCCCGAAGCCUGAAAACACUUAGUCUCGCCAACAACUUCAUCGCCUCCCCCGACCCCGUCGCUUUCUGCUCCCUCAGCACGCUGGACCUAACCUCAAAUCGGUUCCACUGCGACUGUAAUCUGAAGAGCUUCCUGACGUGGCUCAACAAGACCAAUGUGACAUUCGUGAGCCCCGUCAACACACUUAAAUGUGAAUUUCCUUUAAAUUUAAAUCAAGUUCCUCUGGUAGAUUACUUUCUUCAGCUAACACAGGAACAAAAACAAAAUGACUAAAGUUCAAAUUCAUUUGGACGUAACUAAAAUGA